Molecule: messenger RNA, 2770 nt
Organism: Rana temporaria (common frog)
Lineage: Eukaryota; Metazoa; Chordata; Amphibia; Anura; Ranidae
Exons: 20
Coding region: 414-2360 (648 amino acids)
Source: RefSeq, a predicted model, not a curated record
AAAAUGAUUGAACAUUUAAGAAGACUGUUCAAGAGAUUCACGUAAAAAGUACGGGGAACUAGAGAUUGUUAAUAGUUAGUGGUAAACUCUCCUGGGGGAUGGAGGUCACUUUGGGCUUCAGAAAAGAAAGAGACACAACCAUCUGAGAACCGGAUAGAGUUACAUUUAUCUACAUUUAUCUACAUUUAUCUACAUUUAUCUACAUUUAUCUACAUUUAUCUACGGAACCACAAGAAGAUCUAAUAUCUCAUAGGUGUACCAGAGAUGUCACCAUCUACCGGACCAUCCAUGCCAGAGGAUCCCUCGUAUGUCAUAUGAGGGAUGGGAGUAUGACUACCACACAGACCAAAGUUGACGAGUGAGUGAUUCAUAAAGAUUUGAGGAAAAAAAUUACUAGAAAAGGAGCUGACAAAAUGAGUGAGAUAGAGAAACAGAUGCUCAGUAAACUCUCCCAGAUAAGACAAAUCCUGGAAGAGACACCAGGACUUUUAUGUUCUCCUGGCCAACAAGUUCAGAAUGGAGGAUCCAUCAAUAAGCAGGGACCAGGGCAUGAGGUUGGGAUCUUCUCCGUGGAGGUGAUGGAUCCUGAAUGGCUGAAAGCUGCAUUGAAUUCACGUUUUUUCGAUAGAUGGGUGAAUAAAAGCAAAUAUACCAUCUUCAAAGACGCAAAGAAAAAGGAUUCCAUUUCUGAGAGCACCUUCUGCAUUUUCCUUACUGAUCCGUUUAUGUGGAAUCUUAUGUCAAGUUUAGAAAAAGCUCAAGAGUUGAAAGAAUUGGGAAGUAAACCCUUUAUAGUGGUGAUUGAUGAUGCAGACGACAGCGGAGAUGCAAAGAAGAAAAAAAUCCUAAAUGAUCUGAUCAUGAGUAAGAUAUAUAUCAAAGAUCUCUUCCUCUUCAGCAAACUGGAAAAGGAAUGUGACUUCAUGACUUAUCUCAAUAAUGAUGACCUAACAGACUCUAUGCCCAUUGGCAAAGAUCCACCAGUGCUCGUCCCAGCUAUGCCGGACCUGGACAAACAUGUUAGUACCCAACAUGUAGCACCCAUGAUGGGUCCACUCGUGUCCAACCAAGCUGUGCCAAACCCGGACAGACAUGUAAAUACAGCCCCUGCAGCCCACAUGACGAAUGAAGAUAUAUUAGCACUGUUCCAGACUACCCCAAACCCGAACAAACCUGUUAGCUCUUACCAUGCAGCACACAUGAUGGAUAAGUAUGAAAAUCAAUAUCCACCAGUGCUCGUCCCAGCUAUGCCGGACCAGGACGGACAUGUUAGUACCCAACAUGUAGCACCCAUGAUGGGGGUAAAUAUAUUAGCACCACCCUCAGCUACCUUGAACCUGGACAGACCUGUUAGUUCUCACCAUGCGGCACAUCCGGCGGAUGAUGGAAUGUUCACUCCAGCAUCCACUAUCAAGGAAGGACAUGGUAAUAAUUCCCAUCCAGCACACACAAUGGGAGAGGAAUUUUUAGUGGCGAUCUCACCUACCUCAAGCCAUGAGAUAUUUAAUAACUCUUCCUGUCCAACACAGAUAGUGGGGGUAAAUAUAUUAGCACUCCCAGCUACCUUGAACCCGGACAGACUUGCUAGUUCUCACCAUGCAGCACAUCCGGCGGAUGAUGGAAUGUUCACUCCAGCAUCCAUUAUCAAGGAAGGACAUGGUAAUAAUUCCCAUCCAGCACACACAAUGGGAGAGGAAUUUCUAGUGGCGAUCUCACCUACCUCAAGCCAUGAGAUAUUUAAUAACUCUUCCGGUCCAACACAGUUAGUGGGAAAAGAUCUACUAUUAUCCAUCCCAUCAACUUCAAGACAAAGGAGAUGUGCUAAAACUUCCAGUCCAGCAAAUGUGAUGGGGAAGUACAACAACCAAGAGCCAAAGACCAAUAUCUCUAUAAAGCAACAACCAGGUAAAAAGCACAUCACCGGGAUAUUCUCCAGAUCUUCCAAAGAGGAUUACUCCUGGCUGGUGGAACUCCUGACAUCCGAAAAUUUCAGAGAUAGCAUCCAAGAUGUUAAACCUUGUUACAUUUCCAACAAUGGAUUCCAAAGGUUUAUAGAUGGUUUGUCUCAGUGCACAUUUGGGAUUCUGUAUCACACCAAGAACAGAGGAAGAAUCAACAUCACCAACGUCACAGACUCCCUGUAUGAUGAAGAACUGGAAUGUCUUGAACAGAUGCUCGGAAAGGACAAUGUGGUGGUGCUGAUUGAUGAUCUGGAGGACAGCAGUGAUCAGGAGAAGACUCGAAUCCUGGAGAAUCAGCCCGAUAUUAAAAGAUUGGCCAGUGACCUCCUCCUCAUAUCAUGCACGCAGAAAGCUGAGAAAAUACAGCUUGUAAGAAAACUGAAAAGUGUAAUCCAAUGACAUCAUCCUUAGUAAUUCCAUCUAUGAUGGAGCAAAGUUCAAGUGUUCACAAAUGUCCUGACAAUGCAUCCAGCAGCCACAAUGUAGGAAUAAAAAUCUGAAAUCCCACCGAUACAGAGCGAAAAAGUGAGGAUUUCUCGAUUGUAAAAGUACAAAGAUCAGGAGUGGUGAUUGUCCAUGGACAAGUGAAUGGAAAUACCGAUCGGCACUGCAAGUUCCAAGACGUAGGGUCUGAGAAUGAGAAGACAUGGAGGGUCAACAAGAAGCUUAAAGGGAAAUGACUGGAAAUUAAGCCAUAUUUUGAGCUUUUAUUAUAAUUUUACCUUCGAUCAAUUUUUUAUGGAACUUUUACAGUUUAAAUCAUUUGCUGUACCAUAUUGUAAUUAAAGCGGAAUGUUAAUCUGCCUAUA